Molecule: messenger RNA, 960 nt
Organism: Colossoma macropomum (tambaqui)
Lineage: Eukaryota; Metazoa; Chordata; Actinopteri; Characiformes; Serrasalmidae
Product: olfactory receptor 52K1-like
Exons: 1
Coding region: 1-960 (319 amino acids)
Biological process (GO): G protein-coupled receptor signaling pathway
Cellular component (GO): membrane
Molecular function (GO): G protein-coupled receptor activity; olfactory receptor activity
Source: RefSeq, a predicted model, not a curated record
AUGAAAAGAUUGAGCAGCAUGCAAAGUUUUACUGUACAAAAUAUUUCAUUCACAACUUUCCAACUAAAUGGUUUCCAUGAUUUGGGAGAAUGGAAGCCUAUUUUAUCCAUCCCCUAUUUCCUCAUGUUUUUAUUGUCUACCACCUCCAACUCUAUUCUCAUAUAUUUGAUUGCAUCUCAGAGUAAUUUGCAUUCUCCAAUGUGUGUACUAAUUGGUUUAAUGGCUGUGGUGGACCUGUGUUUGCCAAUAUUUUUUGUACCAAAUAUGCUACUCAACUUUUUAUUUGGUUGGAAUUGGAUUUCACUUGUAGGAUGUUUGAUACAAAUGUUCUGUAUUCAUUACAUUGGUGCAUUUCAGUCUACAUUACUGGUGUGGAUGGCACUGGAUCGGUUCUUUGCUAUAUGCAGACCACUUUAUUAUCACAAACAUAUGGAAAUCUCUAACUUUCUGAAGUUCAUUGUUGUGCCACUAAUCAGAAAUGGACUCUUGAAUAUUACUAUGGUGUCUUGGGCUGGAAAAUUAUCUUUCUGUAUGGUAAAUGAAAUGGAUCAUUGCUUUUGUGAACAUAUGGCAUUGGUUCAGCUGGCAUGUGGUGAUAUUUCCCUUAACAACCUGUUAGGCCUGUUAACUGCUUUUCUCAUACCAACUGCAGAUUUUGUUUUCAUUACUGCAUCCUAUAUAAUUAUAUUUGCUUCUGUCCUGAAAUCAGGGAAGGCUCACUUGAAGGCUAUUAACACUUGUGUUACCCAUAUAAUUGUUAUGACAGUAAGUUUAACGUUUGCCUUGAUAGCUUUUAUGUCAUAUAGAAUAAGAAACAACUUCUCACCGAACAGCCGAGUCUUUCUGAGUACAAUGUACUUGCUUUUUCCAAGCUGCUUCAACCCAAUAAUUUAUGGAGUUAGAACAACAGAAAUAAGAGAACAGUUUCUAAAAUUUUUGAAUCAUAUGAAACUCUUAUGA